Messenger RNA from Anoplophora glabripennis (Asian longhorned beetle), 951 nucleotides. It is a transcript of the gene eve, whose product is annotated as segmentation protein even-skipped-like. Gene Ontology annotation, molecular function: RNA polymerase II cis-regulatory region sequence-specific DNA binding; DNA-binding transcription factor activity, RNA polymerase II-specific. Gene Ontology annotation, cellular component: nucleus. NCBI's taxonomy places the organism in Eukaryota, Metazoa, Arthropoda, Insecta, Coleoptera, Cerambycidae. Gene Ontology annotation, biological process: regulation of transcription by RNA polymerase II. The transcript is spliced from 4 exons. The coding region runs from base 1 to 951 and encodes 316 amino acids. The record is from RefSeq and is a predicted model, not a curated record.
AUGCAUCCAGACAUCUACUUAGAGACAAUAAGGACUGUUCCAGAGGAAACUGACCCGAAACCCCCCGGACGAAGCUUCGCCAUGUUCCACCAGCAAGAACAGAAGAGCUCCCCCGUUGUCCUGGACGUCAUCCCGCCUCACUACAACGUGCACCACGGCCAACCGAGUCCUCCGCAGUCGCCGGCCCAACAUUACAGCAAAGACUGCUCGAGUCCCGUUCAUUCCGAAAUAAAAAUGAACACCCCGACCAGCCCGCCGUUAGUGAACGAUCCCAACAUCCGACGAUACCGCACUGCGUUCACAAGGGAACAGCUGGCGAGGCUGGAGAAGGAGUUCUACAAGGAAAACUACGUGUCCAGGCCUCGAAGGUGCGAACUCGCGGCCCAGUUGAACCUUCCCGAGAGCACGAUCAAGGUCUGGUUCCAGAACCGCAGGAUGAAGGACAAGCGCCAGAGGAUGGCCAUCGCCUGGCCUUACGCUGCCGUAUACACCGACCCAGCUUUCGCCGCCUCCUUACUCCAAGCCGCCGCUUCAUCCCUGCCUCUACACUACCCCCCACCGCCCCCGAUGUACACGCACCACUACCCCCGGUACCACCCGUACCCCAGCUUCGGCGUGCCACCAGCAGGACUCCCGGUAUCGAACCCGGCCCUCACCUUGCAGCAGAACGUCGGUAUCAACCCCGCCGCUUUACCCGGCGCCCUCCCCCAGGCGGUACCUCAUCCCCAGCUCCCCCAAGGCUUGAACCUCAACCUGAACUUCGACUUUCCCUCGUCAUAUCAGCCCCAUCACCACAAGAUUUCGCCCAGCUCGCCGACGCACUCGGAGAUCAGCCUGAGCCCACCCGUACACGAGGGGCUCCUGAUCCCGGCCUCCAAGACGUCGCCCCAGACGCAGAUGCCCGUCGCGGACAAACCCAAGCUGUUCAAGCCGUACAAGUCCGAGGUGUAG